Tupaia belangeri chinensis (Chinese tree shrew) is the source of this 1617-nucleotide messenger RNA. RefSeq names its product family with sequence similarity 228 member B (gene FAM228B). The transcript has 8 exons. Bases 553 to 1362 code for a protein of 269 amino acids. Lineage: Eukaryota; Metazoa; Chordata; Mammalia; Scandentia; Tupaiidae. The record is from RefSeq and is a predicted model, not a curated record.
GGGGCGGGGGCGGGGGUUUAAUGCACGGAGAAUCUCUCCUGCUUAAAGGAGGCUGGCCCUGAAGACAUCAGGAGGCUCUGGCGAAGGUCCUUGUUGGAGUGGCGAAUCGGUUUGAAGUUCUCUCAAGGUCACAAGUAUCGACAUUUAAAAUUUUAAUUAUCAGAGGGCACAAGCACUGACUAGAAACGCACACACACACACACACACACACACACACAGAAGGAGAAAGCAUUCCCCAGUGGGGUUUGGUUACAUGCCAUCUUCCUCAUUUCUCUUCUACAUCCUCUUGGGACUUGCGGCAGGUGCCCACUGACGCACGCACGCACGCACGCACGCACGCACUCACCCACCUGCGUGCCCCUGAUGUAUUUUUUCAAAUCUGCAGAGUCAGGAUUCAAACUACAGUCAGCUCUCUGAGAUUGGGCUCUCUUAGCCACUCGGCCAUGAUGGCCUCCAAGUAUUAACAGAAAAUAAGAUAAUUGUGAACUUUCGUUACUAAAUAAACUUGUUUCUUAGUUUUUUUCCCCCCAGGGGCUCUUACUGGCGACCACAAUGGACAGUGUAGACAAUGCUGAUGUGAAAACUGGCACACUUCCUAAACUCAAGAGCUCAAAAGAAUGGUUGAAACCACAGCCACUUGGUUUUAUGGAGGCUUUAGCUAAAGAAGAUAUUGAUGCAGCUGUUCAAUCAAUAUUAUAUAGAGAAAACUAUGUAAUGAAGGAACUAGAUAAGUAUUUACAACAUCAUGACUUCUUAAAUACAAGAAGAAAAGAGAUGUUAUAUAAAAAGUGGGCUGAUCGUGUGGCAGACCCUCUCCAGAAGAGAAUUGUAGAGAAAGUUUGUUCACAUAAGGAGAUUACAAAAAGAAGACAAGAGGAAUUAGACAGUUUUUUAAAACAUGCAAAUAAAAAGGGAAAUGUAUUUAUAGAACAUUAUGACCCAAAAGAGUAUGAUCCUUUUUAUAUGAGCAAAGAGGACCCUAAUUUUCUAAAGGUUACUGUGCCACCAUUUCGUGAUCCUUUGAAAAAAGCACAGUAUGACAAGGACAAUGAGAAAAGAAUUCUUCUUCAGUGUGAGACUGGCAAGACAUAUACGAUGAGAGAAUUUAAAGAGGUUGAGAAGGCACAACUGAGUUCCAGAUUCCCAAGAAUUUCUACUUCAAGGCACUUUAUGACUCCAAAUGAGUGGCUUAAAGUGCCUACAAGAUACAUAGAAAGUGAAUUCUGUAAAAGGAGCAGGUUAAAAGUGAAAGUGAGUUUUAAUGAUAGCAGUUGGGAUUUGAAACCUUUGGCAAGAGCUUCUCAUCCUCCAGAACCCCAGGAAGGAGAAAAAGCAGUUGUUCACAACUCCAAAAGAUUUUAGCAACCAAGGAACAAACAUACUGAUUCUUGACGGGUGAAAGAAGAUGCAAAAGAAGGCUGCUUCAGAGGAAGUCAUCUGCUAGCAGGAAUCAUUCAAGGUGAGGACCAAGAAAGGCCCUCAAGAAUUGUUUUAAGCAGGAUUCUGCAAUAAACUUCACUUACGCCUUGGAUUUAGUGCCUGCAAUAAUUAAGAAGUGGCAAUACCAUGUAUUGACAGUGAUUACAAAGGUAUUUUUCCCAGAAGUUAAGAAAUAUU